Messenger RNA from Triticum turgidum subsp. durum (durum wheat), 372 nucleotides. The record is from the annotation of a GenBank genome assembly. NCBI's taxonomy places the organism in Eukaryota, Viridiplantae, Streptophyta, Magnoliopsida, Poales, Poaceae.
AUGAUCAGGGCCAACCCGGGCAACUCGCUGCCGCUGGGGAACUACGCCAGGUUCCUCAAGGAGGUGCAGGGGGACGCGGCGAGGGCGCAGGAGUACUGCGAGCGCGCCAUCGUCGCCAACCCCGGCGACGGCGACGCCCUGGCGAUGUACGCGGGCCUCGUCUGGGAGACCAGCCGCGACGCUGAGCGCGCCGACGCUUACUACAGCCGCGCCGUCCAGGCCGCGCCCGACGACUGCUAUGUCCUGGGAUCCUACGCCGGGUUCCUGUGGGACGCCGAGGAGGAAGACGGUCUCAACGACGGGCAGCCUCCGGCGGGGUCGCCGCCGUUCUAUGGGGCAGCGCAGCCAUCCUCCAUCAGAGCGGCUUCUUAG